Molecule: messenger RNA, 935 nt
Organism: Plasmodium vivax (malaria parasite P. vivax)
Lineage: Eukaryota; Apicomplexa; Aconoidasida; Haemosporida; Plasmodiidae
Exons: 1
Coding region: 369-935 (188 amino acids)
Source: RefSeq, a predicted model, not a curated record
GAGGGGAAAAUUGCUCAUGCACGACUGCUAUGUGAGGGCAUACAUAAUAGGGUGGAUGGGGGGCUUCCAAGUGGGUCUCCCCUCACGCGGGGGAAUAAACACACGUCUGUUGAUAUGUAUAUGCACACGCACACACAUACGCAUUUGUGUGUAUGCCUGCUCGCAGGUAUUACCCCUUUUUUUUAUGAGCAUAAAAAAAAAAAAUGUAAAGCUGCUUCAUAUCCUCCACACAAUGCGCAUUUUACCAAAAGGGUCCAUUGCAACAACACACUUGAUCACACUUUGGUGAAAAGUUUUUAAAAAAAAAGAGACGCAUAACCCAUGACAGUUGACGUACGGGGCUAAAUCACACACACCUCCGUUUUGCCAUGGACUUGAUAAGGGAAUAUUAUUCAAAUUGCCUACACGCCUGUACUCCUGAGAAGUACGUAAUAGAUCAGAGCGAAAUAGAAUUUUCCACCGCGGGAAAAAGCAGCUUAAGACUUAAAGUCAUCGACUGGUACUACACCACUGCAGGGAGCUUUAGUGUUAAGGAGGGUCACACUCGGAACGUUGGACCUAGCCAAAGGGAUAAAAAAAAACAAUUACGAAAGUUAAGUCGAAAGAGGACACGUUGUGAACAUUUUGACCGCAUGAGAGUUAUGGAAAAUGUCCUCUUAAUCAGCGAUCGGGAAAGUGGCCAAGAGGGCAAAGAGGGGGAGCGCCAUAAGAAGGGACAGCUAAAUACGUGCGAACAUGCUAACACUAAUGGAAGCACUUUCAAUUGCAUAAAUGGGAGAAACCCAUCGAACCAAACCGAACGCAUAUAUGUUGAAAAUACCUUCGACUUUGCAUUAUUGCCAGAAAAUGGUACCCCCCUAAACGAAACGCGCUUAUUUGUGAAGGCCCGCAAAAAGGGCAGACAUAAAAAACGGAGUAAAAAUAAGGUAGUCUAA